CCCGGCUCUCCUGAUACAAACAAUAUAUUUGGAGAACCAUUGCUGAAUCCUCGGGUUGGAGACGAGUACCAAGUUGCCAUUCCUUCUAUCAUCACAGAAUCCGAGCAUCUUGAGCUGUUGGCUAACCCUCUUGAUUGCAGAAGUGCUAACGUUUCCCAUUCCUUUCUAGUGGGUUUACCCAUCCCGAUUGCGUGGUUUCAUGAUGAAGAGAAUGAUAAUGAGGGUGGAGGGUCGGGAUUUCUUAGAAACUCUGAUGACACAGUUGAUGCAAAGAGGUUUGUAGAAGCUAGAAAUGGCAAAAAGGAUCAAACUCCGUUUAGGAAGAAAAGUUUAGAACUCAAUGUUGAAGAAAAUUCUGAGUCCAUGAGGGCAGAAACGAACUUAAAUAAGUUAAAAGGAAGCAAAAACUAUUACCCGGUUCCUGGCUUAUCAACUAACCCUUGGAGUGGUUCUGAUGUGGAUAGUUUUCUUCUUGGCUUAUAUAUAUUUGGAAAGAACUUUUUUCAGAUUAAAAGAUUCAUGGGGAGCAAAGACAUGGGAGAGAUACUAUCAUUUUACUAUGGGAAGUUUUAUAGGUCUGAUGCAUACCGGAGAUGGUCAGAUAGCCGGAAGAUCAAAAGAAAAAAAUGUGUUACUGGAAGGAAAAUUUUUACUGGGUGGAGGCAACAAGAGUUGUUUUCUCGUUUGUCUUCACAUAUCUCAGAGGAAUCUCAAACCUCAUUACUUGAGCAGGGCUGUAAGUCAUUUGCUGAUGGGCGAAUUUCAUUAGAAGAAUAUGUCUCCGCUUUAAAAUCUAGUGUUGGAAUUCCUGUACUUGUGAAAGCAGUGGCAAUUGGUAAAGGAAAAGAGGAUCUCACAGGUUUUGCUAUGGAGCCUGGAAAGGGCAAUCAUGACAGUUUAGUUUGCCCCAAUUUACCAAGUGGUCAGGAUUGCUCCUCACUCACAUCCAAGGACAUAGUAAAGUUACUAACUGGAGGGUUUCGGUUGAGCAAAGCUCGAUGCAAUGAUAUCUUCUGGGAAGCUGUUUGGCCUCGGUUGCUAGCAAAAGGGUGGCACUCCGAGCAACCAGGAGAUCAGGGCUAUAUCAGCUCCAAACACUACCUGGUUUUUCUUGUGCCGGGAAUAAAGAAAUUCUCAAGAAGGAAACUUGUGAAGGGAGAACACUACUUCGACUCUGUUAGUGAUGUCUUGAACAAAGUGGCAUCUGAACCGAAACUUCUUGAGCUGGAAACUGAAGAAUCUUCUGUUGGAGCCCGAAAUGAACAAGAUUCCUGGUCACCAGAGGUGGGGUCAGAUCAGGAUGAUCCAUCUGAUUCUCGACGCCAUUGCUACCUUAAACCUCGAGUUUCUACUUCAAGUUCGAGCCAUAUGAAGUUUACUGUUGUAGAUACCAGCUUGUUUUGUGGAGGAAAAUCAUCCAGCAUAAGAGAACUUAGACAUUUACCAGCUGAAUUCAAACUAACUUCCAAACAGACCAAUCAUUCAACGGGAGAUGAAGGGGAUUCUUCUGAGGAUAAUUUGGAUGAAUUCGAGACCGCUGAAAAGCCUUUCCACAGUGAAAAGGCCAAGCACCAUAACGGUAUGUCUGACAAAACUGGUCCAAUUUUUAUGAAAUUAACUGUUGUUGAUACCAGUCGAGUCCAUGAAGGAAAACCGUCAAAGGUGAGAGAAUUGAGAUGUUCGCCAGUGGUAGUUAAAAGAGCUUUCGAUAUGACUGCUAUUUUGAGAAAAACUGAAAACUUUGAGGAUUCAUCAGGGAGGCAUGAAAAAGAUGCAGCUGAUAUUCCAUCAAAAGGUAAAAGAAAAAUUUUGAAAUCAAAUUCCCACAAGGAUAUACGUGACAGUGCUUGUAAAAACCAAAUGGCAACAAAAAAGAAUUCGGAUACUGCAGAUAAAGUGGAGACCCAACAGGAUCAGAAUACUUGCAUUUUUGAUGAAAAGCAUUUGAAGACUGUACUGCAUCAAUUUAAACGGAGAGCAAAAUCUGGGCAUUCAGAUUUUGUAGUUCCUGUCGUCAAGAGACGAAGAUUAACUGCUUGUGCGAAGGAAAAGAUGUCCGACCUCUCUCAGAAUUGUUCCCAAGGUUUGGAGUCAAAACAAGUGAAACUCCAUGGGACAAUCAGCUCAUCUGAAAUGGGCAAGAACGUUUCUGAAGUACGUCCUCAUGAGGAGUCAUCAAUUGUUUUUCCAGCUGAAAGCAAUGCAGAAGAAGAUAUGCAUUCAAAAAUUAUGAGGCGGAAUUCUGCUGCCGUGCACACGUCUGAAGGACAAGAGGACAAACAUCAAUCUGAAGCACCGAAUGACCAAAAACCACCACCCGAGGAUCUGCUAAACUCCAGAAACACUGAAAUGCUAAUUGAGGAGGUACAAGGCAGCAAGAAAGCAAAUACAUAUGGUCAUCGCUCUUCUUCUAAAGAAAAGGAGCUUGUUUCAGAGACACUGAAAGCUUCUACUACUGCCAAUACUUCAAAGCAGAACCCCAUCGUGAAUAGAAGGCAAAGCACAAGGAACCGACCAUUGACCGCCAGAGCCUUGGAGGCUCUCGCCAACGGGUUCUUAAAUGUACAGAGGAGGUCAAAAAGUGCAGACAUCCUCGGAGGAGAAAAUCUUUUCUCGAGUCCCUUCAGGAAGGCCCGUAGCAAAGCCAAAGUAGCUCCAAGUAGUCAUGGUAAUGCUGUCACUGGAGCUGUGGCUUCAAGGGAAGACAAAGAAGUGAAUGGAGCUUGUGAUGUAAAAGAAAAAUCUGAUUAGCAAACCACCUGAUCAAGUUGAAGGAAAGUGGCCCGCUAACCAUUAGGAAUUACGGGUGCCUCUUGUUCAUCUUGAAGCCUUGAUUUUCACAGGCAAUUGUUUUGAUGAAGUGUUGAACUCUUUUUUGUACUUGCAAUUUUGAGUUUGCUGUGGAAGAACUGCAAAGGUGGUUAGCGUCUAUCCUUCUGAUUAGUCCAAGAUUCAAAAUUGUAAUUGAUAAAUAUAGUCAUGAAGCAGCCAAUUUGUAUGGGGAGAAAGUGGUUUCUAGAGAGAGCUAAAAAAACAAAAUUAUAAUC
This is a messenger RNA of Morus notabilis, 3047 nucleotides long. RefSeq lists its product as uncharacterized. Gene Ontology annotation, molecular function: transcription corepressor activity. The annotation marks the transcript as partial. The transcript has 2 exons. The record is from RefSeq and is a predicted model, not a curated record. Lineage: Eukaryota; Viridiplantae; Streptophyta; Magnoliopsida; Rosales; Moraceae. Gene Ontology annotation, cellular component: nucleus.